Messenger RNA from Plectropomus leopardus (leopard coralgrouper), 585 nucleotides. Lineage: Eukaryota; Metazoa; Chordata; Actinopteri; Perciformes; Serranidae. The record is from RefSeq and is a predicted model, not a curated record.
AGUAAUGCAACUUUUUGUAUGCUAUCCGCCAUGAAAAAAAAAAACAAGAAAGAAGAGGAGGAGGAAGAAAAGGAAGAAGAAGCAGCAGAAGAAUAGCCGGAAUAGUUUCAUCAUUUAUAACACACCCUCCCGCGUGGCACUACUGUCAGACACAUCACACACACUCAGAGUCCAGACGCGCUUUCACUCACGCCGCUGCAGAGGUGUCCACAGCCGCCAUGUCCUCCAGGAAGAGGGGCCCUCCGGGGGAUAACGGGGACCAGGACGCACCGCGGGCCGCCCGCAGGCAGCUCCGCGCGCACGGGAAGGGACACGUCGCCGCGCUGCUGCUCGCGAGGGGAGGAAGCAAAGGGAUCCCCCUAAAAAACAUCAAGAUGCUGGCCGGAGUGCCGCUCCUCGGCUGGUGUGUGAGAGCCGCGGUGGACUCCGACAUGUUUGACAGUGUUUGGGUCUCGACUGACCACGACGAGAUCGAGAAGGUGGCGAUCGCCUGGGGCGCCAAGGUGCACCGCAGGAGCGUCGAAGUCUCCAGAGACACUUCUACAUCGCUCGAGACCAUCCAAGAGUUUGCCAGGAUGAACCCGG